AUGUAUUUCAGGAAAUGUAUAUAAGGAGAAAUCUACUAAAAUAUUACAUAAACUAAAUAAAUUUGCUAUUAAUGUCUUUCCGGUUCUUAUUCAUUAAUUGAACCCUUAAAUAAUGUCAAAUAAGAAUGCAAAUAAUGUCCUUUUGAUAAAGCUAGAGAAUGUGCAAACAAUACUAUUGUUUUAAAAGAUGGAUAUUGGAGAUUAGGAAAUGAUUAUGAUUUAAUUGAUUACUGUGAAAAUAAACCCGAAAACUGUCUUCCAUAAGAACCAAAUUAAUGUUUAUUAGGACACAUAGGACCUUUAUGUGAAUAAUGUGAUGUUUUAGGUGAAAAAUGGGAUAUUUCUUAUUCUAGUACAGGUGAUUAUGAUUGUGCUCCGUCCGGAAUAAAAUAUGUAACUGCCGAUAUUACAUUCCUUAUGAAACCCAACAUAUGA
This is a messenger RNA of Ichthyophthirius multifiliis, 435 nucleotides long. RefSeq lists its product as hypothetical. The record is from RefSeq and is a predicted model, not a curated record. Lineage: Eukaryota; Ciliophora; Oligohymenophorea; Hymenostomatida. The transcript has 4 exons.